AUGCCAAGGGAAGUGUCAGAUGGACCCGAACCCAAGCUCGGACGGCCAUGGAGGGCAAAGAACCUGCUCAAGGGCCCCAGCGGCCUGGCCGACGAGAUCAAUUUUGAGGACUUCCUAACCAUCAUGGCCUACGUCCAGCCCAUCCACGUCACCAUGGAUGAGGAGCAGGUGCAGCUGUGCCAGAAAGAGAAGCUGCGAUUGUUCCACAUGUAUGACUCGGACAGCGACGGCCGCAUCACCCUGGAGGAAUAUCGAAAUGUGGUGGAGGAGCUGCUCUCGGGGAACCCGCACAUCGAGAAGGACUCGGCCCGCUCCAUCGCCGACGGGGCCAUGAUGGAGGCGGCCAGCGUCUGCAUGGGGCAGAUGGAGCCUGACCAGGUGUACGAGGGCAUCACCUUCGACGACUUCCUGCAGAUCUGGCAGGGGAUCGACAUCGAGACCAAGAUGCACGUCCGCUUCCUUAACAUGGAGACCAUGGCCCUCUGCCACUGAGCGCUCCCCGCGGAGACCGCACUUUGCACCGUGCAGCCCUCCAAGGCCGAGCAGCCCCCCGAGGCCUGAGCAGCAGGCCGGGGCCUGUGCCCCGCAGCUCAUCCCGCCCCCAGGACAGGGCAUGGUGUGUGGGACUUUACUGUUUUUAUCUCCAAUAAAAAAGGAACAGGGUUUGUUAAUGAA
This is a messenger RNA of Myotis davidii, 675 nucleotides long. RefSeq names its product calcineurin B homologous protein 3-like. The record is from RefSeq and is a predicted model, not a curated record. Gene Ontology annotation, molecular function: calcium ion binding. NCBI's taxonomy places the organism in Eukaryota, Metazoa, Chordata, Mammalia, Chiroptera, Vespertilionidae.